Ostreobium quekettii is the source of this 1461-nucleotide messenger RNA. The record is from the annotation of a GenBank genome assembly. NCBI's taxonomy places the organism in Eukaryota, Viridiplantae, Chlorophyta, Ulvophyceae, Bryopsidales, Ostreobiaceae.
AUGCGAUACAAUCAACGCCAUCUGACGCGGUGGCCAACACUCAAGAGGGCACCUCAGCGUUGUGGGUGGCAGGUGUUGAUCUUAGGCCUGUGCGCCCAUGGUGGCGAUCCGGGCUGCACGGAGGAGGGCAUUUGCCAACUGGAGUUCUUCCCGGGGAUCGGGGAAAUACAAUAUGAAGGCCCGACGUCCAGGAACCCGAUGGCGUUUCGGUACUACAAUGCGUCAGAGGUCGUUCAUGGGAAACCCAUGAAGGAAUGGCUUCGUUUCAGUGUCGCGUUUUGGCACACGUUCAGAGGAGACGGAUCGGACCCCUUUGGGUCAGCAACAAAGGCAUGGCCAUGGGAAGAUGCGAGUCUUGACCCAAUGGAGAUGGCGUUCAGGCGAAUCCGUGCCAAUUUCGAGUUUUUGAGAAAGCUUGGUGUUGAAUACUGGUGCUUUCAUGACAGAGACAUCGCACCAGAGGGCAGGGAUUUGGCAGAAACGAAUGAAAAUCUGGACAAGGUGGUGGAUUUGGCUCUGGACCUUCAGAAACAGACUGGCGUUCGACCCCUUUGGGGCACUGCUCAACUCUUCAAACAUCCCAGAUACAUGCAUGGGGCCGCAACAAGUCCCCAAGCUGGCGUCUUUGCGUAUGCUGCCGCACAAGUGAAGAAGGCAAUGGAAGUGACACUGAGACUGGGAGGCUUAAACUAUGUGUUCUGGGGUGGCCGGGAGGGCUAUCACACAUUGAGGAACACCCACCUGAAAACUGAACUGGACAAUCUUGCACGCUUUUUGAGAAUGGCCGCCGAUUAUAAGCGUAAGAUUGGAUUCAAGGGUACGCUGCUUAUUGAGCCCAAACCACAGGAACCCACCAAGCACCAAUAUGACUGGGAUGCGGCUACCACCAUCGGAUUCCUGAGGGAACAUGGACUGAAGAAUGAUUUCAAGCUGAAUAUAGAAUGCAAUCAUGCAACCCUGUCGCAGCACAGCUGUGAGCAUGAGCUGCAGUUUUCUUCUUCUCAGGGAAUGCUCGGCAAUAUUGACAUCAACACUGGAGACCCACAAACGGGGUGGGACACCGAUCAGUUUCAGAUAUCGGACCCAGUGGAGGCAACUCUAUUGAUGGCAGUGGUUCUGAGGCAAGGGGGACUUGCCCCCGGAGGUUUCAACUUUGAUGCAAAGCUGAGGAGGGAAAGCACGGCAGUGGAAGAUCUGUUCUAUGCACACAUCGGCGGCAUGGAUGCUUUGGCCCGCGGACUUAGGAACGCAGCCAGGCUGCUGGAGCAGGGGGAAGUCGACAGUGUGAUACAAGCACGAUACUCAAGCUUUGAUGAAGGAAUCGGAAAGGAUAUCGUAAACGGAAAGGUGGGCUUCAAGGAGCUGGAGAAGUACGCUCUGAGUCAUCCAGACCCUAUUGAAGACUUGCCAAGCGCGCAUGCAGAGAAGGCAGAAAUUGUGCUCAGCAUGUAUGUGCAAUGA